AUGGACCCCACCACCCGAUUGCCCGAUGAGUUCUUCCGCCAACUCCCACGUGAAGACAAGUCCAUCUGGCACCGGCUGUCCCCCCAGGCCAAGAAGAUCUUGAUGGAGUCAUCCCCACCCAAGCCCGGUCCACCUGCACGACAGGCUCACCUUUCUGAAAUGGUAGAGCAGGAUGAGGAGAAGGAUCACCCUGAAUAUGUGGAUGACACACUACCACCCACCAUGGAAGCCAAUCAAGCACAAGCCAAGCCUGGAGCAUGUCCAUUCCACUCGGCACCCCAGUCCAAGUCAAAUGACCUGCACCCGGCACACCCAGCUCGAAUGAUGGGCGCCAAACCCAAGCCACGCGAAGGUAACCUUGCUGCCAGCCACCCGAGCAAUCGAUCCGCCCACCAUGCAUUCCACCGCAUGCUGGACAACGUUGAUGACAUUGCCUCCAGUGCUGCCCAUUCUACCAAGCCUGGCCCUGAUAGAGCGGAUUUUCGGCUCGGCGACUAG
This is a messenger RNA of Seminavis robusta, 498 nucleotides long. The record is from the annotation of a GenBank genome assembly. Lineage: Eukaryota; Bacillariophyta; Bacillariophyceae; Naviculales; Naviculaceae.